GGGGGCGUGGUUACGAGAGCUGCACCGCCUACAGUCACGUGAUAGUGUUGUCAGGGUGAUUUCAAGACGCUGGGACACCUGAUAUCUUAGCAACCGGGGUAACAAAGAUGGCGGCCAUGGAGGAAGCAGAGGGGAAAGUUGACCCUGUACAUGUGGAGAACAUAGAACAUGAAAACAUGAAUCUGUCAUCCGUACAUUUAGAAGAAGGUGAUAGAGCAGACGCCUCCACACUGGAUACAGACCCUGGUGCAGAGGACCCCCACAUAUCAUCUGAACCCCCCCGUGAGCAGAUCUCCGGCGAUGAGAGUCGUCAUACAGGAGCGGAUGAGAUCGUCCUCACCUCACCCAGAGCUGCACAUACAACCAUAGGAGGUGGAGUAGAACACGAGGAGCACAAGGAGCCUGAAGAUGUUACAGAGCAGGUGCGGAAGGGCCCGGGCCCCAGUAAUGAACCAGAAGAAGGAGAUGAGAAGUCUGGAGACGUUACAGAGCAGUCACAGGAGGGUCCGGGUCCCAGUAAUGAACCAUUACCAGGAGAAGGAGAUGAGAAGUCUGGAGACAUUACAGAGCAAAUACAUGAGGGUCCGAGCCCCAGUGAUGAACCAUUGUCUGGAGACGUUACAGAGCAGACACAGGAGGGUCCGGGCCCCAGUGAUGAACCAUUGUCUGGAGACAUUACAGAGCAGGCACAGGAGGGUCUGGGCCCCAGUGAUGAACCAUUGUCUGGAGACAUUACAGAGCAGGCACAGGAGGGUCCGGGCCCCAGUGAUGAACCAUUGUCUGGAGACAUUACAGAGCAGACACAGGAGGGUCCGGGCCCCAGUGAUGAACUAUUGUCUGGAGACAUUACAGAGCAGGCACAGGAGGGUCCGGGCCCCAGUGAUGAACCAUUGUCUGGAGACAUUACAGAGCAGACACAGGAGGGUCCGGGCCCCAGUGAUGAACCAUUGUCUGGAGACAUUACAGAGCAGGCACAGGAGGGUCCGGGCCCCAGUGAUGAACCAUUGUCUGGAGACAUUACAGAGCAGACACAGGAGGGUCCGGGCCCCAGUGAUGAACUAUUGUCUGGAGACAUUACAGAGCAGGCACAGGAGGGUCCGGGCCCCAGUGAUGAACCAUUGUCUGGAGACAUUACAGAGCAGACACAGAAGGGUCCGGGCCCCAGUGAUGAACCAUUGUCUGGAGACAUUACAGAGCAGACACAGGAGGGUCCGGGCUCUAGUGAUGAACCAUUGUCUGGAGACAUUACAGAGCAGACACAGGAGGGUCCGAGCCCCAGUGAUGAACCAUUGUCUGGAGACAUUACAGAGCAGACACAGAAGGGUCCGGGCCCCAGUGAUGAACCAUUGUCUGGAGACAUUACAGAGCAGACACAGGAGGGUCCGGGCUCUAGUGAUGAACCAUUGUCUGGAGACAUUACAGAGCAGACACAGAAGGGUCCGGGCCCCAGUGAUGAACCAUUGUCUGGAGACAUUACAGAGCAGACACAGGAGGGUCCAGGAGCUGAGGAGAAGGGAGCAGAUGCUGCAGGGGAAUCCAUAGAAGAAGCUGUGACCGGCCCUGAGGACAUCUCUGGUGGUGACCAUGAUGAUCCGGCUCCCCCAGGAGAUGGUAAAGGUACAGGGCCUGAGACCACCUUGGAGGCCGAUGAUAAUACAGAGGGCGGAGACCUGGAUACUGGGACCACUGAUAUGAGCACGGCCGAGGCCACCGGAGAACAUCAGAAUCCAGAAGGUGAUGAAGAGGAUGUGGAGGAGACCGAGAGGAUCCCAGACAACUUUUUCUAUGACUAUGAGAAUAUCUGCUCCCAGCCAUACAUCUCCCCCGACUCAGAGAUCCCCGGCAGAGUCCUUCAUCUUUUACAUUCUUUCGGCUAUGACUGUACAAAACGUGCGAAUCUCCACUUGCUGGAUGACCAGACCUUGCUGUAUGUCGCCGGCGCUAUGGCCAUCAUCUUAGGAAUUAGGACUCAUGAACAGCAGUACCUGAGAAGCAGCAGUGGUCAGGGCAUUGGAGCGGUCGCGGUCCAUCCCACCAGGAAAUAUUUUGCAGUAGCAGAAAAGGGACACAAACCAAAUAUUAUCCUGUAUGAAUACCCCUCCCUGAAACCCUAUCGGAUCCUCAGAGGGGGCACAGAGGAAGCCUACGCCUUCAUCGACUUCAAUAUGUCUGGAACCCUUCUUGCCAGUGUGGGCAGCAGCCCCGACUAUAUGCUGACUAUCUGGGACUGGAAGCAGGAAAAGACUAUGCUGAGGUCCAAGGCAUUUUCCCAAGAUGUGUUUCAAGUCACCUUCUCCCCAGAGAAUGAAGAGCAACUUACUACCUGUGGGACAGGACACAUCAGAUUUUGGAAAAUGGCUCGCACAUUCACAGGCUUAAAACUGCAAGGAGAAAUAGGAAGAUUUGGAAAAACGACCCUAACAGACAUAGAAGGAUAUGUGGAGCUGCCAGAUGGAAAGGUCAUAUCAGGGUCAGAAUGGGGCAACAUGCUGCUCUGGGAAGGGGGUCUGAUCAAGGUGGAGAUAUGUAGAAGAGGACGAAAACCAUGUCAUGGCGGUCCUAUUAACCAGUUUGUUCUGGAUGAAGGAGAAUUGAUCACCAUUGGCGCCGACGGGUUUGUCAGGGUUUGGGAUUUUGAGACAGUGGAUACCGCAGACUCUGUGGACGACACUGGGCUUUUGGAGAUGGAACCUAUGAAUGAGCUUCUGGUUGGAAAGAACGUCAACCUCCGGUAUAUGGUGAAGACCAUGGAUGGAGACUCCCCUAUAUGGUUUGCUCAGGACUCCAGUGGAGGAAUAUGGAAGCUGGAUCUAUCGUUUUCCAACAUAACACAAGACCCCGAAUGCCUCUUCUCCUUUCACUCCGGCAAGAUUAAAGCUUUGGAUGCAUCUCCCUCAACGUAUCUGAUGGCCACGACAUCCCUGGACCGAUCACUGAGGAUCUAUGACUUUGUCGGGAAGGUUCCUCUUGUGGACAUGAAGUUUAAACAAGGAGGCACCGCGCUGAUUUGGGCCCCUCGCAUGGUAAAUCCAAAGGGCGGCUUGUUCACAGUGGGAUUCGAAGAUGGCGUUGUCCGCAUCUUGGAGGUUUAUAACGCUGCAGGCAUGAGGCUUAUUGCAGCACGAAGUGGCACCCAUGAUGCUGCGGUGAACCUGAGACAAGCCUUCAAACCGCACAACGCUCCUGUCACCGCUUUGGCUUAUGAGCGCAAUGGAGAGAUCCUCGCCACAGGGAGUAUGGACAGAACCGUCUUCUUCUUUGCUGUCGGAGACACCUAUGAACCCAUUGGAUUUGUCCGUCUUCCAGGCCCCGUCAGGGAAUUACACUGGUCUCCUCCCUCACAUGAGCAGAGCACGCUGCUGGUUCUCUGCGAGAAUGGAUUCGCUGUUCAGAUCCCGGCCCCAGUAACUGAGAAAAAGGACCCGGCCUCCACCUAUGAAAUCUCCAAUCUGCCCCUUAGUUACUUCAGAUUCAGCAGCAUCAAGUCAAAGAUCGAGAGGGAGGAGCAGCUGGAACGUAUACAGAAGAACCGGCAGCAGAAACGGAAGGAGCGGGAGGCCUGGAUACAACAACAGAAGGAGCAGGGAGUGGAGUUAUCGGAGGAAGACCUGGAGGCGGUCAUAGAUGACGAAGAGGACAAGCUGCCCGAGCUGUAUGUUCCAAAAGAGCCCAGUCCCAUCCUGUGCGGUUUCUACGCCAAUGCGGGGGAGUUCUGGUUAUCUAUGGACGGGUACGACGCAGGUUUCCUCUACCUCUGUAAGUUUUCUGAUACUGAAGGACAACCUGAAGAUCCGACAUUGAGGAAAGAUGAACCAGUGCGCGUUCUGCCCAUCGAUAACACCGGCAAUAAUCCCAUCCACAGAAUGCACUUCAGCUCCAACAAGCAGCUUCUGUUCUGUGGGAUGCAGGACGGUGCCGUCCGUGUCUAUCCUCUCCAGCCCAAUGAUCCUUCACUCCAAUCCAUGAGCAAUUACUGGUCCCUCGGGGUCCAUGAUAACCAGUACGGGGUCAUCCAAGCCAUCAGCUCCAGCUUUGAUAACCAGUAUCUCGCGACCUGCGGAGCUGACGGCAACAUCUUCACCUUCAGCAUUAUGUCCAUGGAGGACAUCGAGCGAGACCUGAAAGUGAAGAAAACUAAAGUGCCUUCUCCUCGGCCCAGCUUGGAUAAGGAGCAGCCUGUGAAGGAUAUUGAGGACCCAGACACUUACAGCCUUGAAAACGCUAAGCAGAAGAAACAGCACGACCUUCUCGUGAAGGAAGCAGAAAGUAAGAAGUCCGGCAGGAGACGGGAGCUCGAGGGGCUGAGGAAUGAGUUCCGGCAACUACUGAGCAAGAAUAUGGUGCUACCACCUCACAUGCAGCUAAGCAGAGCGGAAUUCGAGAUGGAUCACAGGAUCCGAGAAGAGAUGGAACGGCAGACGUCAGAGAGGAUCCGGACCGUGCUAAAGGAGCUGGCCUGGGAGCAGGAGAAGCACAACAUAGGACUGAAAAAACUACAAGCUCG
Molecule: messenger RNA, 4504 nt
Organism: Hyla sarda
Lineage: Eukaryota; Metazoa; Chordata; Amphibia; Anura; Hylidae
Gene: CFAP44
Product: cilia and flagella associated protein 44
Molecular function (GO): protein binding
Source: RefSeq, a predicted model, not a curated record